UCUCAAGGGGGCAUUGCUUCUGCCAGUGCUGCAGGCAGAGAGCAUUCAGACAGACACCAAGGCUCCCUGCGAGCGAGCAAGCAAAAGAAACACAAACCUCUGCAGGGAACAUUCCUCCCCUCCAUCUAGAGAAGCUGGUCAUGUGCACCAGGAUGAUCCGCCCCAACUUCCACAUCCUUUCAGCCCAAGGCCUCCUUCUCCUCUGCGCUCUUUCCUACUUUGGCGCCCGGGGUCCUUACGCAGAAGCAGAGCCAGACGCGAUCCCUGGAGCAGACAUUUUCUCCAACCAUUCCCUGAACUGGACAGGUGUGAUGCCUCUCCCUCUUUUACAGCAGCUCACUUGCCAGAGUUUCCAGUGUUCAGGAGAGAGAUGCUACCAGGACGAGGCCCAUGGCAACAAUUCCCAGCUCUGCCACAAUGCUUCACACUGUGAGCUCUAUCGUCUCAACAGCACCAGCUACACAGCACGAUGCAGUAGUGAUUGCGGGAGUGCCAAUGCCACGGAGAUGUGUCUCCAGAGUGGCGGGCCGGGCCGGGAGCUCUGCUUUAUGGAAUGUUGCAACUCGUCCGACUGCCUGCAGCUCAAUGCCACGGCAUACGGUGACAUGGCACUCACCACCACCCCAGUUCCCAUCACUACCACCACCACCACCACCACCGCUGCACCACCCCGCAAUGGGAAGGUUUGCUCCAGCUUCACCUGUCAUGGAGAAGGCUGCUACAAACGUCAGAAGUCCUCAACCAACUGCAUUGUGGGCCACGACUUCUGCGAGAUGAAAAAAACAGGCGUCCAUUUUGUGGCAGGCUGUAGCCAACAUUGCAAAACCAAGGGCCACCCUUGCACCCGCAAAUCUACUGCUGCCUGCUACCAAGAGUGCUGCCAGGCUAUGCCCAAAACCAGCUGCCUGAAGCUGGACGGGAAAGUGCACUUCAACCGGGCGAGCAGCUUGACUUCGGCUUCUCUGCUCCAGCUCCUGGGCUGGGCUUCCCUGCUCAGUCUCAGCUGCUCCCUCUCCUUCUUGGCUGGGAUCAACUGAUCCACUGCUUGGUGCCUUCAGCCCUCAGAUCAGCUGGGCAGGAGGGAACUCCUUCCCCAUCCUCACCCAAGUUGCUUCCCUUCUGUUCUCCUCAGCUCCUUUUCCCCAGGAAAGCAAAAGGCAUUCAGGAACGUGCUUCUCUUCGUUCUACGCUGGUAGUGCUCAGGUUAUUCUGUUUUCACCUCCAAUAUCAGCUGUUCAGAGGCUCAGCAGAGGCAUGUAAUGUUCUUCAGCCAGGCUGCAGGGACUCUGGCACGGGCUGAACCUGAAUGGUCCAUAUUCUUGGAGCUGGAAUGAGGGGUUCUCGUGGGUCUGCGGGAAACUCUCUUCCAGGACAAGCUCUUGCUGCUACCACUAGGAAGUGGUCUUCCUUGGGAUGACUGUGCUGGGCCCCCUCCAGGUAGUCCUUCUGACUCCCUUGCUGGGAACUCUGGGAUUGCGGCUGAAUGGCAGAAAGGAUCCUGAAACAAGGGAACGGUGCCUUUGAAAAGAAAAGGACAUUUAGCUAACUCUAGUUUACACCGCUGUCUCUUUCCCUCACCCUCUUUCUUCAAAGCUUUGGUUCUGGCUGCUUCCUUUAUUCCCGUUAAAUCUUUACCACUUAUUUCUUUGUCCUUUUACAGGGCACCACCAACCUUCCCCCAGCCUUCCCUUCCCUCACGAUUCAGUCUUUAGUCAUAACACUUUCCACAUGCGACCAUUCUUGCUAUGUCCACUCCAUAUUCUCACAAGACAUUCCAUAAUUCAAGCUUCUCUAAAUAAAGCAACAUAACAAAUAA
Messenger RNA from Crotalus tigris (Tiger rattlesnake), 1816 nucleotides. RefSeq lists its product as uncharacterized. The transcript is spliced from 9 exons. The record is from RefSeq and is a predicted model, not a curated record. Bases 141 to 1037 code for a protein of 298 amino acids. NCBI's taxonomy places the organism in Eukaryota, Metazoa, Chordata, Lepidosauria, Squamata, Viperidae.